AUGUCGCUGUCACAAUUUCAGUUGUAUGAGAUUUCGGUUUUGGCUGUGAAUGCUAUUGGAAAAGGUACGGCGACUAUGCCGAAGGAGGUACAAACAGGUGAAUUAGCACCGAGUAGUCCUCCACAAAAGGUUCAAGCAAGAGCUCUUAAUCGCAACUCGAUUCUCGUUCGUUGGGAUCCACCCGAAAAACCGAAUGGUCUUAUUCUGGGAUAUAAAAUUUACUACACAAAUUUGGAGGUUUCUACACCAUAUCCUCUUUGGAAAAUGAAGCAGUGCUUGAAAGAAAUAUUAACUACACAUAGAUCCAUUGGUUCAGUUGACGUGUCAAUUUGUAUGGCUCCUGUUCCUAGAAAUUUAUUAACCGUUCAGCAAGAAGUAAAAGCCGAUGAAAUGAUCACCACGCUGUAUAAUUUGGAAACGGAACGAACAUAUUACAUCCAUGUGCAAGCAAGGAAUUCGAAAGGACUCAGCCCGAUGUCUCAACUUGUUACCGUUAUCACGAAACACGGCAUCCCAGGUCAGCCGUCCGGUUUGUCAGCGAGGGCUUUGGAUUCGAAACGAGUUCAGUUAAGUUGGGAAAAACCAUUGCAUUCGUUCAACAUUGUGGGAUAUUCGAUACGUUUCAAUUCAUCAACAGGUAUUGGCAAGGAGCUCACGUUAACGUCACCAAUCGAGAAGCAUAUCAUUGAUGGUCUUGAACCGAACACCCUCUACUCAUUUAGAGUAGCAGCUCAGUCAGCCAGAGGACUUGGUGCGUAUUGUGAAGAAGUGAACGUGAGGACUAAUCAAAGCGGUAGUAUUUCUUUUAAACUUAUUCUCUUCUUCUUGCCAACCGGUGCACCAAAAAUCGUUGAUAUUGAAUCGGUGUCUUCAAAAGCAUUGAUGCUCAAAUGGGAACCACCAGCAGAAGAGCAACGAAAUGGUGCACUUAUAAACUAUGCAAUUCGAUGGCGGCUUGUUGAUACAUCGAACGAGAAUAUCUCAUCAACGUUUCAUUCAUCAAGUGAAGAAUUUGUUGAUGAUAAUCAAUGGGAGGAGUUGAUACGAAGCGCUGAUCAAGAAACACAAGCGCGUAUUGAUGGUCUUGAUCCGUUUACGAUUUAUGAAGUGAGUGUGGCGGCUGGAACCGAGAAAGGGUUUGGACCGAGCAGUGAAACUGUUCGGAGGCGUACAGCUGAAGAUGGUAAGUGGUUGGUUUAG
Messenger RNA from Anisakis simplex (herring worm), 1200 nucleotides. Lineage: Eukaryota; Metazoa; Nematoda; Chromadorea; Rhabditida; Anisakidae. The record is from the annotation of a GenBank genome assembly.